This is a messenger RNA of Myripristis murdjan (pinecone soldierfish), 9541 nucleotides long. RefSeq names its product protein tyrosine phosphatase non-receptor type 20 (gene ptpn20). Gene Ontology annotation, cellular component: cytoskeleton. NCBI's taxonomy places the organism in Eukaryota, Metazoa, Chordata, Actinopteri, Holocentriformes, Holocentridae. The coding region runs from base 269 to 7432 and encodes 2387 amino acids. Gene Ontology annotation, molecular function: protein binding; protein tyrosine phosphatase activity. The record is from RefSeq and is a predicted model, not a curated record. The transcript is spliced from 46 exons. Gene Ontology annotation, biological process: protein dephosphorylation.
GCCAAUUACAGUAAAAAAAAAGUUUCAGACCUUGAGCUUUGUGGUGGCAAUAGAGCAAAUGAAUGGGACACCAUAUAGUUAACGUCACUGAUGAAUUACCUGCACGAGUGGAGCAGCCCUUAGUUACGGAGAGGACGCCAAAACAGCGAUGCAAUGAUCACAAGGAUUGUAUUGGAGCCGUGGUGGGAGCACUGAAGAUAUUACAGCGGAUCAGACUCUUCCCAUAGGUUACGUAUGGUACCAGGUGUGUGCGGGGGAUGUGUGCAGGAUGAGCAGCACAUUUGUUACAUUAGCAGAAGUGUUGGAGGCACGAGGGGGACCUCUGCUGGAGGAGGAGGUCUGGUCGCUGCUGCUGGGCACUGCAGAGUCAUUAGUGGAUGUGUCCUAUAAGGGUCACAACAAUAUGUGCAAUAUCAUAAGCCCCACCUCCUUGCUGCUGUCAGCCACUGGUACCUUAGCAUUUAAGAACUGUGCCCUGUCAGAUGACGUAUCCACCUUCACUGCUCCAGAGAUGCUGCAGGGCCGUGCCAACUCAACCAAACCUGCCAUAGAGAGGAUGCUGGUGUAUUCACUGGGCAUGACUCUCUACUGGUCAGUUGAUUUUCACCUACCUCAGAAUCAGCCAGUCCAGUUGAGUGACCAUCUGAACAGCCUCCUCCUGAGCAUGUGUGAGGAUCUGGCCCAUCGCAGGGUGAAUCUCACCUCCAUCCUGGAGGCCUGUGAGUCUCAGCACAAAGCCACUGUUCUGCCGUCUCCCACCAAAAUCAUCCGACAACUGGUGGAGGAGGUCUUCCAUGAUUCAAUGGAUCAUGGCUCGAUGUCAGACAGCAACGUCCCUCUAAGUGGCAGGAGCCAGAUGAUCAGAGAGCGGCUUCAUGGAAAGAGAGGGCCACUUCCAGACUUUGGUGAAGGGUGUGCGGGUGCAGCUGAGGGGAGAAGAUACUCAACAGACUCUGACUCAAAAUCAGGGAGUUUACCUCAGAGACCUUGGAGACAGAGACCAAGGAGUUCUCCUACACCUAUAUACACCAGUAGUUUUGACAGACUGCCUCGUGGGGUCCGUCACAGGGAAAGUAACUGCAGCUGGCUUGGUAGGAGCCCUCACCACGAUAUUUCCCCUAAGGCAUCAGCCAGGUCCCACAGUCCUUCCAUCACCUUCAGUGAGUCCUCCCUCAGCCUGAACCAGAGGAAAGCCAAGGCUUUGGGUCCUGAGUUCAUCAGAAUGACAGACGAACAGCAGGUCAUUCUGGAGCUACCAGGAUCCAUUGUGUCUAAAAAGGGCCGCUCAUGUUCAUCUCAGAGGGAAGUGAGUGUGGUGCUGCCUAACGGACAGUAUUUGGUGGUUCGCUGUGACAUUAAGACCAAAGCGAAAGAUGUGUUUGACAUGGUCGUGGCUCACGCAAACCUGGUGGAACAUUUCUACUUUGGCCUCGCCUUCCUAGAUGAUGAUGAAUAUUUCUUUUUGGACCAUGAAGUUAAAAUCUCCAAAGUUGCCCCGGAUAGUUGGAAAAAAGCACAGAUGGCCUCCUUUUUGAUGUUUCUACGAAUAAAGUUUUUUGUUGAUGAUAUCUCCUUCAUUUUGCACAGACUGACACGCCACCAGUACUACUUACAGCUGCGGAAGGAUAUCUUGGAGGACAGGCUUUACUGUAACGAGGAGACAGGCUUGUUCCUGGCUGCCCUUGCUCUGCAAGCUGAGUUUGGGGAUUACAUUCCAGAGCUGUAUGGCAAGAAUUACUACCAGCCAGAACAUUAUGUAUCUAAAAGGAUGCUGGAGAAGCUGGCCCUGCCCAAUCUGAGAGAAGAGUUGCCAAGACUACAUGCAAGUCACACCCAGAUGCUGCCUGAAGAGGCUGAGACAGAGUACUUAAAGAUUGCCCAGCAGUUGCCAGAGUAUGGAGUUAUGUUCCACCGUGUGGGAAGAGAAAAAAGGCCGGUGGUGGGAGAGUUAGUUUUGGGAGUCUGUGCCAAAGGAAUCAUCGUGUACGAGAUGAAAAGCCACCUCCGUGUUGUCACCAGGCGUUUCCUCUGGAGGGAGACCGACUCCAUCUCCACAGGGCGGCGCAAACUGACUAUAGAGUGUGGUGGGCCCAGUGGGAAGAAGCACAGCUUUAUCACCGAGAGCUCCAAGAUAGCACAGUACCUCCUGAACCUCUGCUCUGCACAGCACAAGUUCCACAGCGAGAUGAUGUCACGACAACUGAACCACAGCACUGUACAAGAUGAGAACAUAGACAAGUACCUGUCUGCCUGUCAGGGUCAUAACUUGAACCUGAAGCGGAUGUCAUGCUCAGAGGGCAUGUUGAACCUUGUAGGCUUGUCGCCCGGUCAACAAGACUCCCUGUCCAAGUCCUGCGACAACCUGACUGCCAAGCUAGAGGCGCGGCUCCGCCAGCAGAGAGAGCUGAGGAGGGAGAUGAGCAGGGAUCUGAACAAGGAGCCACCUGAGACACAAGACCUCAGGGAGGUGAAAGAGCCACUUCCCAGAAUGAUGUCCAGUGUCUCGCUACAGAAACAGGACUCCGAGGCCUCUUCCUCCAUUAGAGUCGACACCCCAACCAGGACCCCACCAGAGAGAGAGAUAAUCUGUGUGACCUUAAAGAAAGAUCCCAAAUUAGGCUUUGGGUUUGUGAUCGUGGGAGAGGACAACACAGGUAAACUUGACCUUGGGAUCUUCAUAGCCUCCAUAGUGCCUGAUGGCCCGGCUGACAAAGAUGGCCGAAUCCGACCAGGUGGACGUUUGAUCUCUCUCAAUAAAACGAGUCUGGAGGGGGUGACGUUCAGCGAUGCCGCCGCCAUCUUACAGACCAGCCCUGACGAGGUGGAGCUCAUCGUCUCACAGCCUAAACAAUCUCUGAAGGACAGUAAGAGUUCCCUGAGUCAAAGUAGUCUGGGUUUGGCGCUGGAGAAAGGAUUCGGGUCUCAAACCACCCUGAGUGGCACAGAGUACCGUCCUGCCAUGGAUGAGCUGGAGGAGGCCCUUGUUUUGUCCAACAUGGCCACCCCCAAACAGGGCAGGAGGCUUCACAUUCCUGUUGUGCGAAUACUUGACGCCCAGGAUGUGUGCUCCAGGUCUCCCUCUAUCAGUAGCUUGAAAACUGGGGAGCAGCUUGUGGUGGAGCUGAAGAAAAGCAGCGGUAGCCUUGGCAUCAGUGUAACUGGAGGAAUAAACACCAAUGUGCGUUAUGGAAGCAUCUACAUCAAGAGCCUGGUGCCUGGAGGGGCUGCAGAGCAGGACGGGCGCAUUCAGAUUGGUGACAGACUGCUGGAGGUUGAUGGGUCCAACCUGAGGGGCGUGACUCACAAACAGGCUGUCGAAUGCCUGAAGAAGACUGGAGAGGUAGUGAGCCUGCUGUUGGAGAGGGAGCCUCUGGUGGUCUUGGAGCCCAGACCUGACUCACCCUGCCUUCCCUCAGCCCCCAGUCCAUCACAGCCACAGCCCCCCAGGACUGAAGUCUCUAUGGAAACGACCUUGAGUGGCAGAGCCAAGGACUACAGCUUUGUGACUGAUGAAAACACACAGGAGGUGGUUCUCAAGAAGAGUUUGUCUGGCCUGGGCUUCAGUUUUUACAUCUCCCAGCUGACCGCCGGGCCGGACCGCGGCAGCGUGGUCCGCAUCAAGCGGCUGUUUCAGGGACAGCCAGCGCUGGAGAGCGGCCUGCUGCGCGAGGGAGACAUCAUUCUCUCUGUCAACGGAGAGUCUGUUAAGGAUCUUUCUUACCAGAGGGUUUUGUUCCUGCUACGUGGCGCUCCAUCUGAAGUUCACCUGCUCAUUUGCCGACCAGCGUCUGGAGUAUUUUUUGAUGCAGAUGACAACACGCUGAGUCCUGGUCUAUCCCGUGAGGUCCGAUCCAAGUCUCUGGACAUCCGACUGGGAGAGGACUACAGCCAGCUCCUCAAGUUUCAAAAUGAUGUCAACGAUGUCAACAUGGCUGCCCAGAAACAGCCCGCUGCCCAAGAGGAAGAUGUCGUCAGUGCUGUGGAGAAAAGCCCUGAACCUGCUGCAGCUUUGGUGCCCCACGAGAACAAAGGGAGUCUGGACUGUGAAGCAUUUGCUAACCAGACUCCACCAUCUCCUGUUCGCUCACCUCCAUCGCCUAUUUCACCUCCAUCACCAGUCUCACCUGCAUCGCCUGCAUCACCCACCUCACCCACUUCUGGUUCUCCACCAGUCCCACCAGAAUCAUUACCAAACAUGGAGAAACAAGAUGAACAGAAGGAAGUGGAGGCAAAGGAGGAGAACAAGGAUGGGGGUGAAGAGGCUGCCAAGUCAUCAGGCUCAGCUCUGGAGCUUAUGGAUGUCUGUCCCAAGACUGGUUCAAAGCCUGUAUAUGCUAGUGGAGUCAGAGAGGGGGCAGAUGGAAGUCUGACCUACUGCCUGAUGGGAAAUGGACUGACUAUCCUGGCAGAUGAAGAGUACCUGACCAUCAGCUCCACCGUCGAGCCUCCUCACAGCCUUCCUUCCAUCACUCCCAGUCUGGUCACUUAUACCCCAGCAACCAACAUCACCUCUCAAACCUCCAAAAACACCUCCAUGGCCUCUAGUCACAGUUUUCAUAAUGCAAACCUCACCCCGCACAUCCCCAGUACCUCCGUCUUAAUCCCCAGCCUCUCCUCUGACACCCUUACCACAUGUGCCCUGUCGCACCCAUCUCAGCCUCUCACAACCCAGCCACCCAAGACCCAGCCCCACCCUAUCCAGCAGGCAUUACUUUCAAGUCACAGUCUCACCUCCAAAAACAUCAGGUCAGUGGUGCCUCCGUCUCACGCUCCUCCUCCUCCACCCACUCCCAUUACGACUCAGGUCAUCUGCUCGGCACCUCCCUGCACAAACCCCCCUGCCCUGACCCUGCCACUCACACCGCCGCCUCCCCCUGCUCAGAGCCACACACAGCUGGAAGAAGAACCAGAGAAGAAAGAAAAAGAAUACAAGGACGAUGAUGAUGACGAGGAUGAUGAGGACGAUGAUGAGGAUCGUAGAAAGGGACGGAUUAAGGAAUUUGAGCUGCAUGUGGUUUUGACCAAGUCCAGGAGUGGAAGUUUUGGAUUCACCAUCACCCGCAGCAAGCUGGACAACUGCUACUACAUACAGGAAAUUCUUGACAACCCUGCCAAGAUAGAUGGACGACUCAGAGCAGGAGACAGGCUCAUCACGGUAAACGGGCAUGACGUCACCAGUGUGACAGAUGAUGUCGCCAUGACAAUUCUCAGGUCAUCUCCGAGGAGACUGAGCAUGACCGUUGGGAGGGCAGUUACAAACCUGGUGGCUCCGCCUUCUUGCGACAGCCUGCCAGAUAUUGUUCUGUACAAGACACCUUCAGGACAGCUUGGUAUAAAGCUAACAGGUGGCAUUGGCAGCAGAUGGCAGGGCAUAUACUGUCUGGAGGUGGUGCCAGGCUCCCCAGCCAGUGAGGAGGGCAGUGUCCAACCCAAUGACAAGAUCCUCUACAUCUGUGGCAGGUGCACCCUGGGAAUGACCCUGGAGGACGCGGUCAAGGCCUGUGAGAUCGCCCCUCGCAAAGUGAAACUAAAAAUCAUCAGAGAGGACCAGCCAGUGACUCCCAAGGCUAAAUGGAACGGUCUGUUUGACUGGAAGAAAGACAGGAAGUUCUUUGCUCGUUUUGAAGACCCAGGCUCUCCAGAGAAAGAGUCUCCUACUGAGGAUGCUGAAGCUAUUUGUAGGAGUGCUGGAAAAUUCAGAUGUCUGUCUCUCACUUCAGAACAGGAUAGUUGCAUCAUGCAAGUGGAGUUUACUAAACCAGAGGGAGGGGGCUUGGGAUUUGCUCUGGUUGGAGGAACAAAUGGCAGCAUGCUCAGAGUGAGGGAAAUCUGCUCUGGCGGUGUUGCUGAGCAGGAUGGUCGCCUGAGAGUUGGGGAUAUUCUACUGGAGGUGAAUGGUGUAAUAGUGUCUGGGUUGAGCCACAGUAAGGUGGUGGAUAUCCUGCGCAAGGCUGAGGGCACUGUGCAGCUCACCAUCUGUAGAGACAUCCUGCCUUUAACCUACUCUGAAUCGCCCACACCACCCAACAUGGCCGCCCAACCUGGGCCUAUUUUAGCCGAGCAGCCAGCUCCUGUGUCCACCCCUGACACCUGUUCUUCACCUGACAUCGUUCUGGAUAAACCAGUUGAGCGUCCCCCUGAGGCGACUUCUGAUCCUGUGGUUAACGUAGAAGAUGUGCUCCAUCCCUCAUCACCUCAUCCCACACAGCGACUGGCUGUAGUAAAAGAUGAGAAUGCCAUCCAACAGGAGAGCUGUAACAGCACCCCCUCUCAUCAAGCUUGCUGCCCAUCCCUCAAUGUCACUGACAUUUUGCAUGGAGCCUCUGACAGGAAACAAGUCGUGACCACACUUUUUGACCAACCCUGCAAAGAUAUCAGGAAGAGCCAGUCAGACGGCUGGAGCACCGAAGAAGAAGAUGAUGAUGCCUUUGACCCUACCAAACAGGAAGUGACCUCACCCCCAACAGGCCCACCCAUAGUGUCUGAGGAAGAGCUGGCCAGCUUAGCUCUCAUUACUCCAUCUAAAACCGGCCAGUAUUCAGGCUCCAGGGUCAAAGCACUUAUCCAGAUUUUACAGCAUCAACUGGAUCAGCAGGAACUGGUUAAAGAGUUCAUGAGUCUGGAGCACCUGAAGCCCUCCGACAACUGUGUGGUGGGGAAAGCCCCUGAGAAUAGAGACAAGAACCGCUACAGAGACAUCCUGCCCUACGACAAAACCCGUGUAGCCAUUGGGGAGAACCAGGACUACAUCAACGCCAGCUACAUCCGCAUGCAGGUUGGUGCUGAAGAGUUCUUCUACAUCUCCUGCCAGGGCCCACUGCCUUCCACAGUGCCAGCCUUCUGGCAGAUGAUCUGGGAAAACAAGUCUGAUCUCAUUGCCAUGAUGACCCAGGAAGUCGAAAGGGGAAGGGUCAAAUGUCACAAGUACUGGCCAGAGAAGCUGGGUGUGCCGCUGGACACCGGCAAGUACCGGCUUCACCUGGAGAACCACCAGUACCUGGAGUACUUCCACAUUAAGGUCAUUCGCAUGGUGGAGACAAAGAGCGGUGAGACCCACUUUGUCCGUCACCUUAAGUUCACCCACUGGCCCGACCACGGCGUGCCGCACUGCUCAGAGCAGCUGGUUCGCUUCAUCCGCUACCUGAGGGCGGUGCACCACAAGGGACCCGUCACCGUGCACUGCAGCGCUGGCAUUGGACGCACAGGAGUCCUCAUCUGCACCGACAUCAUCCUCAGCCUGGUAGAGAAUGAUUUGCCUAUUAAUGUGAGUGACAUUGUAAAGGAGAUGAGACUUCAGCGGUAUGGGAUGAUUCAGACUAAGGAACAGUAUCUCUUCUGCUACAAGGUCUGGUUGGAGGUUUUACAGGGCAUUUUACAGCUCCAUGGCAACCAGUGGCUACCGGAAAGCCCCCAUGACCACAAAGUAGUUUGACUGUUUCCACCUCACUUCACCUUAAGCGCAGGCUGUGUAUGACCAUGUACCGUAUAUCACAGCACAGACUGGUGGUAAUUUUAUCUUUGGCUGUGUAUGUUUUUAGUUAGCUUGAGUAUGAACACUGUAAUUCUUUUCUGUUUUGAUAUUUUGCGCUGAGGCCUGCUGUUUAAUUAUUAGAAGGCAGACCUCAGCUUUAAAUUUUUGUUCUUGUAUGUGUUCUCGGUGCUGUGAUUAUGUCCAUAAUUUAACUUAGAUCACUGAGUUUAUUGCCUUUUCAAGGCUUAGUGAUUUGCCUUCUGUGACUAGCAAUAUAUUUUUUUUGAUUUUGUGUUACUUUGUUUGUGUUACGUUGUUUGAAUGUAUCUCUUUUAUUAUCCUCCAUGUCUUUUCAUUUGCAGAUUGCAUUUAUUUUUUAACAGCCAUAUUGCAUGGAAAUUAAAUGCUGGUAAUAAUCUAGAAUGUAUUAACCAGCACAUCUUUUAUCCAGCAAGAAUGUCACCUAGGUCAUCAAAGUGCACAAGCAUAAGUUUAUCAUACCAAAGUGUAUCUAUUUGAAAUCUUGAUGAGUAGAGUUUGAUGAAGCAUUAUGUUAACAUGUCAUGAAGUUAAGUGCAUUUUUAUCCUGGAAAUAAGGGCAUUAGCAUAAGGACAUUGUUUAUUUCUCUAUUCAUUAACCAAGGAAGUGAAAAGAAUCAAGUGCCUUGGAAUGACUCACUCCCCUCGCUUCAUAUUGACCCCGGUCCCUCUUGUCACAAGGGGUCAAAGACGAGGAGCAAGGAAUUGAUUUGAAAGCACAGAGCAGUGGUUACUCAAAGUGGUAAAGUAGCAUGUGCAGCUUUCUGUCUGUGCAUGGUCACUUUAACAAAGGUGGAAGUUUUGUUGAUCAAAACCAGAGGACUACUGAACCUUACUUUUUCUUAAAUGAAGUAAGUUGUAAACACAGAGGCUAUGUAAAGUUUGUGCACCACCAAUCCGUUUUUGAUUGUUGGCCCUUUUUGUCUAAAUAAUUAUCAUCACUACAUAAGUCUUACACAGAUAAUAUUAAGUUGUACACCCUAAUACAGAUAAUGAAUGGUAUAGCAUAACAAAUACAUGCAUUAAAUACAUAAAGGCACUCAUUACUAUUGUUUCAGUAUAAUAUGGUUGAUGUGUUCACAGUAGGGAGUCGUGUACUUUGUAGGCAAGGGCACAAAAUUUUCACUGAUGUUCCUGUUGUCUAAAUAACUAAAUAAUAGCAACUUUAGGUAUAAUUUGAUAUGUGACAACAUCCUUUAUCUGUAUUCCAUAGUAUUUUUUAUGCAAACUUGGCCAAAAAGUACAAAAAAACAAGAGGUUUACAAACUUUCCAUUUGCCACCUUAGAUGUAUAUGAUGUACAAAGUAAAGAGCUACAUACAGUACAUCCACUAUGCAUCUGCAAGUCACAGAUCAAAGAGUCACAGCUGCUGGUUUCACCCUCAGCCUUUGGCUUAACUGCUUGUAGGCCUGGACGUUUUAGCUGCUAUCGAACAGCACCUCUCUUAUUGCAUGCUGUUAUUCAAAGUACAGAAGCCUGAGCUAUGGAGUUUUCCUAAAUGAUUUGAACAUGAUCAAGCUGUGGAAUGUAACAAAGCAAUACUCUCCACGAGGAGAGGGGCACAGAAUGUCAGCCUCUUACGAACUGUCUUUAACAUGUUGCAUCACACACUUAUGCAGUACUGUACUUUUGCCAUGUGGAUGGCUAUGUGCAGCCAUCAGCCUCUGUACUGUGUAUGUAACAUUUAUUCACUUAAUACUGGUAGUUUGGCUUCCAGUAAGAAGAAGCUAUCAUUCAUGUGCAGGUUGAUGAUCUCUUUGAGAUCCAGUUGAGAAUGUCUUUUCUCCGGAGAAGGAUUUUUCUUUACGGAAAAUGCACACAAAGCACAUUUUGCAUUCAUCUGUGAAAAUGCAUCUUGUACAGUCAAACAAGUGCUUACACAAUAGCAGUGUGAAAUGUAAUAACCCUUAAUUGCACAAAUGCUCAUUUAUGCUGAAUUAAUAUCUUGUCACUGUACCAUAACCACUAUGUAACCAAUGACUGAGAACAAUAUAAUACCUCUCUCUUUAAUUAAAAACUAUUCUGAAACAU